Molecule: messenger RNA, 2199 nt
Organism: Sclerotinia sclerotiorum 1980 UF-70
Lineage: Eukaryota; Fungi; Ascomycota; Leotiomycetes; Helotiales; Sclerotiniaceae
Exons: 3
Coding region: 1-2199 (732 amino acids)
Source: RefSeq, a predicted model, not a curated record
AUGGCCCAUUUUGACGCUUAUGGUCGUCCACUACGAGGCGAUUCAGGCCCGGAUUAUGGGUAUGAGACCUACAAGACCUACGAUUUAAAUGAUCCCAACAGGCACAUGCCUACCUAUUCAAACCCCUCGACCUCGACUAGAUAUGCUACGGAAUCUCGAGAUUUACCUUAUCCUUCCCAAAGCGCAUCAAGUCUUCGACCACAUUCACCACAACAGUCAUACUCAUCAAACAACAAUAUGGGAACGGCAUAUGGCUCUGACCGUGGCUCCGCUGUAGAUAACGAUUCAGUAUCGCCCGAAAUAAUCGCAGCAAUCACUGAGAAGGUUAAAAGAGAACUUUUCGAACAUCUCAAGCAAACAGGCACUAUUGAUGACCAACCACGAGCUUCGUAUAUGCAACGUGAAUUCUCAGAGAAAUCCAACUCUACAAAUCAGUCUCCUCCUCCAGAUAAUCGCAGAGUUUACACUCCUCCUUCACCAUCUUCUACAACUAAACAAAGCUUUUCUACUCCACCUACAGAACCUAUGAGAUCCCCUCCUUUAAGUCCAUCCUUGGAUAAGCCUUCUGCUAGGUUCAAUGACCGUGAUCGGGAUCGGGAUCGGGAUCGUGACCGUGGAUAUAAUGACCGACCGGCGCAGAAAGUUCACCGCACAUAUUCAACCUUGGAAUUAUCUACAAUUGAUCACAAAUGGGGUCGGUUGUUUGAUAAUGAAUCGCGGCCUACGGAAAGGUUGGGGCAGUUCUUGAGAGGUCUUGCGAAUCAUAUUGUCGAUGAUUUUGCGCCAAAAAAGAGUAUUGUGAUCACACCUUCGAAAAUGGCAACAUAUUAUAGCGCAUAUCCUAUCGGCAAGGAAAUUCAUCCAUAUGUUUGUAAGGUUACUCGACUUCUACCAUUAACUAUAUUCGUGCUCAUGUUCUAUCUAGCCGUUUUCAAAACCCUGUCUAACGCCCAAAUUUCGAAGCUAUAUCAAGAUCUUGGAUGUCAACAUCAUCUAGUUCAAGAAGAUUUUCAUUCCUAUCCUACAAUACCAGCUCUGACUCCACUUGGAUUUGCACACUGGAUGACAAUUCAAAUUUCUGCUUACCCCAGUGAGGAGUCAGAGAGAUUAGGAAAAGUUGUCCUAGCUUUACCGAUCAAUGCCGAUGGGCAAAUGGUGGAUGGAAAACCGGAACGUUUACCAAAACAAAUCUCGCGCCACUUGUUACCUGAUGUCGGGGAUCGUGACUCUGAAAAAUUGAUGCGAACCGCAAUAUCUCACUUCUCUGAUGAGCUUGGCAUUCGUCAAAGCAGCAGAAGUAAACCGACAACCUCUAGCCCACCACCCCGUCAGAAUACGCCCGCCGACCGGUCACAAUCCCGUCCUGAUGAUACACCUCAGCCCAGAGCCUCAUAUGCAGGACCGACUAGCAAGCCUAUUGAACGAGAACGAAUGCCUUAUACCGGUGCACCUUCUGUCACAUCUGAGUCGUCAAGCGUCGAUGAAGGAUCAGCUGUACAAAUUGAACGUGAAAGGAAACCAUAUUCCGCUCAACCUGGUAGUGGCAAAAUCUACACCGGGCCCACUAAUGUCAAUACUUCAAAUAGGCCUGGCAGGGCGAGAUCCACUAGUCGAGCAAAAGAGCCUCAAGAACGUGAGCGUAGUCGGUCAAGACAUGAUCGUACACAAAGCAAUGCUAGCCAAGACAAUUAUAAGCCACCGCCAGUGUCAUCUGCCAAACGCAAUCGCAGCCCGCAGUUCAAGAGCUACAGUCAAUCUACACCUACCAAUAUUGAUGUUGGGUCUACUUAUGUGCCAUCACCUGCUAAUUUCCCUCCUACUUUCGGACCUUCGUCAUAUGGAUCAAACAAUUCCUUUCCUCCGCCACCGUCUUCUUCAGAAAUUCAUAGCUCGAGAGAUAGAAGACGAGAUGAACGGUCUCACCACCGCAGAGGAGUAGAAGAUGACCGUUUCUCAAGUACUACUCACAUCAAUGACUUUAUAAGUCCAAGAGAUGCGGAAAAAUGGGAUAGGUUACAUGAGGGACUGGACUCGAGAAGCAGUGAUUAUGAUCGUGAUCGUCCAACUAAAUCCACAGGUUCCGCAUAUAGUGAACACAUGACUAGGAGUUCAUAUAUGGAACCACAAGUUGGCGCUGAUUAUGAAGACUGGUAUCGAAAUGGAGUUGAUAAGAGUAUGAGGAAUAGUAUGUAUUACUGA